Messenger RNA from Durio zibethinus, 1432 nucleotides. RefSeq names its product pentatricopeptide (PPR) repeat-containing protein. Gene Ontology annotation, molecular function: protein binding. NCBI's taxonomy places the organism in Eukaryota, Viridiplantae, Streptophyta, Magnoliopsida, Malvales, Malvaceae. The record is from RefSeq and is a predicted model, not a curated record.
UUUUUUUCAGAAUAAAACGACACCGCUGAGGGUUUGUUCGUUGAGAGGAUCAGAUGAUAGGAAGCUUAAUGGUAACUAUUCCAUCGCCAUGGAACCACCACCGCCUCCGCCUCCGCCCAACUCUACCCUUAAUCAAAUGUGAAAGUGGAGGAGUGCCACUAACAAAGCAAGGUCACCGCUUCCUCUCUUCAUUAGUAGCAAACGCUGGCGUUAACGACCACGCAACCGCUAACCGGUUGAUAAAGAAAUUCGUAGCAUCAUCGCCCAAGUCUGUUGCUUUGAAUGCGCUCUCUCAUCUUCUCUCUCCCCGCAACUCUCAACCUAACCUCGCCGCUCUCGCCUUCCCCUUGUACACUAAGAUAAGUGAAACAUCAUGGUACAAUUGGAACCCGAAGUUAGUUGCAGAUUUGAUUGCAUUGCUAUAUAAUCAUGGGAAUUACAAUGAAUCUGAAGGUUUAAUUUCUCAAGCCGUUUCAAAACUUAAGUUCCGAGAGCGAGAUCUUGUUCAGUUUUAUUGUAAUUUGAUUGAGUCUUGCUCCAAACAUGAGUCAAACCGAGGGUUUAAUGAUGCUUAUGGUUACUUGUCUGAACUUGUUGGUAAUUCUUCAUCUGUGUAUGUCAAACGCCAAGGUUAUAUAUCAAUGGUUGGUAGCUUAUGUGAAAUGGGUAGCCCUAAUGAAGCUGUGAAUGUUGUUGAAGAGAUGAGAAAAGAUGGGCUUAAGCCUUCAUUGUUUGAGUUUAGGUCUAUUUUAUAUGGGUAUGGGAAAUUGGGACUUUUUGAAGAUAUGGAGAGAAUGGUAUGUGCAAUGGAGAUUGAAGGAUUUGAAGUGGAUACAAUUUGUUCAAACAUGGUUCUUUCAUCAUAUGGGGGUUUUAAUGCACUUCCCAACAUGGUUCCUUGGCUGCAAAAAAUGAAGACUUUGCAAAUCCCUUUCUCUGUAAGGACUUAUAAUUCUGUCUUGAAUUCGUGUCCGGUGAUCAUGUCACUGGUACAAGGAUCGGAUGGUUUUCCGCUUUCACUCAGAGAGUUGGUCGAGGUUUUGACUGAGGAUGAAGCAUUGUUGGUAAAAGAAUUGGUUGAAUCAUCUUCAGUCUUGGAUGAGGCAAUGGAAUGGAAUGGUUUAGAGGCAAAAUUGGACUUGCAUGGUAUGCACCUGGGUUCAGCUUACUUGAUAAUGUUACAGUGGAUUGAGGAGAUGAAAUGCAGGUUUAAAGUUGAAGAAUGUGUGAUUCCAGCACAAAUUACUAUUGUUUGUGGAUCUGGAAAGCACAGUAGUGUUAGGGGAGAAUCUCCUGUGAAAACCCUGAUCAGAGAAAUGAUGGUUCAAAUGAAAAGUCCAAUGAAAAUUGAUAGGAAGAACAUUGGUUGCUUUAUAGCCAAAGGACAAGUUGUGAGGAAUUGGCUAUACCAGUUGUAGGAGAAUCAUUCAUU